Messenger RNA from Abrus precatorius (Indian licorice), 939 nucleotides. RefSeq lists its product as uncharacterized. NCBI's taxonomy places the organism in Eukaryota, Viridiplantae, Streptophyta, Magnoliopsida, Fabales, Fabaceae. The transcript has a single exon. The record is from RefSeq and is a predicted model, not a curated record. Gene Ontology annotation, biological process: root development; shoot system development. Bases 1 to 939 code for a protein of 312 amino acids.
AUGGUAGGCGUUUUCCGGCGAUCCCUUUCGUUUCCAAACAAAAACCCUAACCGUCCAUCACAUAAACCACACAUAUCCCACCACAUAAGGUCCAUAAGUCUUCCAUCAAGAUCUCACCCUCUCAUUUCUCAGAUCAAAGAGGACACAAAAAACCUCACAAAAUGGGCCUCCAAUUGCAAUACCCAUCCACUCGCAUCCAAAGACCUUUCCCACGCAUUGACCCUUCUCAAAGACACUCACGAAACGCUUCAACACAUCCUCCACCUCCCUCAGACUCUAGACUCCCUCCGCUCCCACCCUAUGUGGCUCGAGAAUCUUCUAGAACACUUCCUCCGCUUCGUUGACGCUUAUGGAAUGUUCCAAACAUCCCUCUUCGCUCUCAAGGAGGACCACUCUUCAGCUCAGAUGGCUUUAAGGAAGCGCGACGAAUCCAAGGUUGUUGCGUACGUCAAAGCUAAGAAGAAAAUCGCCAAGGAAAUGGAGAUGCUCGUGUCUGGUCUUAGAUGUGUCACUGUCAGUGUCACCCAACAUCAACAAAGCAUGCUUCACGUUCCUGCGUCCGUGGUGGACGCUGAACUGAGACACGUCAUCGCUGAUGUUAUGAGCGUGACGGUGUCCGUUUCCGUUGCUCUGUUCAACGGGAUCGCUACGUCGUUUGCGUCUAGAAGGUUGUCGUGGGUGCAAAUGGUGAAGUUGUCUAGAAUAGGUGGGAGAGUAAAGAAGGAAAAUGAAGGCAUUGAAGAACUUCGACAGCGUGAUGGGGUGGAAAGCCUGAAGAAUCUGAAAAAUAAGGGAGAUGAAGAGAUGAGAUUGGUUUUUAAGAGAAUGCGGGAUUUGGAAGAAUGUAUCUGUGCCAUUGAAACUGUUAGCGAGAAAGUCUUUAGGGCUUUGAUUAAUUCUCGGGUUGCACUGCUCAACACUCUUACCCUGACACAGUAG